UACUCUACUUAUUAUAGCCUGCCAUAUCCCUGUUUGAUUGAACGUAGCCAAUUGUACCAAAUACACUAGACUUCUACCUUUCCUUCUUCGCUACAUUCUCCGCUGAAGAAAAGAGGCAAAAAAAAGCUUGACAAAAUGAGAACAUUUCUGUGCUUUUUUCUUUUACUAGUACUAUUGUUCGCUCCUUGCAGUGGAUACAGUGAUCUUGAAGUCCUCUUGAAGCUGAAAACCUCCAUGUAUGGACAUAAUGGCACUGGCCUUCAAGAUUGGGUGGCUUCUCCAGCAUCUCCCACAGCUCACUGUUACUUCUCUGGAGUCACGUGUGAUGAGGACUCGCGUGUGGUGUCUCUAAACGUGUCGUUUAGACAUCUUCCUGGUUCAAUUCCUCCAGAUAUUGGGCUGUUGAACAAGCUUGUGAAUCUUACUCUGUCAGGUAAUAAUCUCACGGGGGGAUUUCCAGUGGAGAUAGCCAUGCUGACAUCUCUCAGGAUUUUGAAUAUUUCCAACAAUGUUAUUGCUGGGAAUUUCCCCGGAAAAAUCACUCUUGGCAUGGCACUGCUUGAGGUUCUUGAUGUUUACAACAAUAAUUUUACGGGUGCAUUGCCAACUGAAAUUGUAAAGCUGAAAAAUCUCAAGCAUGUUCAUCUUGGAGGGAAUUUCUUUUCUGGUACAAUACCGGAGGAGUACUCGGAGAUUUUGAGCUUGGAGUACUUGGGCUUGAAUGGUAAUGCGCUUUCAGGCAAAGUACCUUCAAGCUUGUCCAGGUUGAAGAAUCUUAAGAGCUUGUGCGUUGGGUACUUUAACCGUUAUGAGGGGAGUAUUCCACCUGAAUUUGGGUCAUUAAGUAAUCUUGAACUUCUUGACAUGGCUUCCUGUAACCUUGACGGUGAGAUUCCUUCCGCUUUAAGUCAAUUAACCCAUCUGCAUUCGUUGUUUCUUCAAGUCAAUAAUCUCACUGGCCAUAUCCCUCCUGAAUUAUCUGGUCUAAUUAGCUUGAAAUCACUGGAUCUUUCGAUAAACAACCUCACUGGGGAGAUACCAGAGAGUUUUUCAGAUUUGAAAAACAUAGAACUGAUCAAUCUCUUUCAAAACAAGCUGCACGGUCCAAUCCCAGAAUUUUUUGGUGAUUUUCCGAACCUUGAGGUGCUUCAGGUUUGGGGCAACAACUUCACUUUUGAGCUUCCUCAAAAUCUUGGCCGGAAUGGGAAGCUGAUGAUGCUGGAUGUGUCUAUUAAUCACUUAACUGGAUUGGUCCCGCGGGAUUUAUGCAAAGGAGGGAAAUUGACGACGUUGAUUCUCAUGAACAAUUUCUUCCUUGGAUCGCUUCCUGAUGAAAUUGGCCAGUGCAAGUCCUUGCUCAAAAUCCGAAUAAUGAAUAAUAUGUUUUCAGGAACUAUCCCUGCUGGGAUAUUUAAUUUGCCUUUGGCGACACUUGUUGAGUUGAGCAAUAACCUUUUCUCUGGCGAGCUUCCACCAGAGAUUUCAGGAGAUGCACUAGGCCUUUUAUCAGUUUCUAACAAUCGGAUCACAGGUAAAAUCCCGCCUGCUAUUGGGAAUCUGAAGAACUUGCAGACUCUGUCACUGGACACGAACAGACUUUCUGGUGAAAUUCCUGAAGAAAUCUGGGGACUGAAGUCCCUCACCAAGAUCAACAUCCGUGCUAACAACAUCAGAGGUGAAAUCCCAGCUUCGAUUUCCCACUGCACAUCACUUACAUCCGUUGAUUUCAGUCAAAACAGCCUCAGUGGGGAGAUUCCUAAGAAGAUUGCCAAACUGAACGAUUUGAGCUUUCUUGAUCUCUCUCGAAAUCAACUCACUGGUCAACUACCAGGUGAAAUUGGAUACAUGAGAAGCCUUACAUCCCUUAAUCUCUCAUACAACAAUUUAUUUGGCAGGAUCCCUUCUGCCGGCCAAUUCCUGGCGUUCAAUGACAGUUCAUUUCUCGGAAAUCCAAAUCUCUGUGCAGCGAGAAAUAAUACUUGCUCCUUCGGUGAUCAUGGCCAUAGGGGGGGGUCUUUUAGUACUUCAAAGCUAAUAAUCACUGUCAUUGCACUCGUCACUGUUUUGCUGUUAAUAGUUGUGACGGUUUACAGAUUGAGAAAGAAGAGGCUGCAGAAAUCACGGGCCUGGAAGCUCACUGCAUUCCAAAGGCUCGACUUCAAGGCAGAGGACGUGCUUGAGUGCUUGAAAGAGGAAAACAUUAUAGGCAAAGGUGGUGCUGGUAUUGUCUACCGUGGGUCAAUGCCAGAGGGUGUUGAUCAUGUAGCUAUCAAACGACUUGUUGGUCGAGGCAGCGGAAGAAGUGAUCAUGGCUUCUCGGCUGAGAUUCAAACUCUUGGAAGAAUCAGGCACCGAAAUAUUGUAAGGCUGUUGGGGUACGUAUCGAAUAAGGAUACCAACUUGCUAUUGUAUGAAUACAUGCCUAAUGGAAGCUUAGGGGAGCUUUUGCAUGGUUCAAAGGGAGGCCAUUUGCAGUGGGAGACUAGAUACAGAAUUGCUGUGGAGGCUGCUAAGGGACUCUGUUAUCUUCACCACGAUUGCUCGCCUUUGAUUAUACAUAGGGAUGUUAAGUCCAAUAACAUAUUACUUGAUUCCGAUUUUGAGGCUCAUGUUGCUGAUUUUGGUCUCGCUAAGUUCUUACAAGAUGCAGGCUCAUCAGAGUGCAUGUCCUCCGUUGCUGGCUCCUAUGGUUACAUUGCUCCAGAGUACGCAUACACACUGAAAGUGGACGAAAAGAGUGAUGUUUACAGUUUUGGUGUUGUGCUGCUGGAGCUGAUAGCAGGGAGAAAGCCAGUCGGGGAGUUUGGAGAUGGGGUGGACAUCGUGAGGUGGGUCAGGAAGACCACAUCAGAACUCUCUCAGCCAUCUGAUGCAGCUACAGUCUUGGCAGUUGUGGACCCCAGGCUUAGUGGGUACCCACUUGCAGGUGUCAUUCACUUGUUUAAGAUAGCUAUGCUGUGUGUUAAAGAUGAGAGCUCAGCCAGGCCCACCAUGAGGGAAGUUGUUCACAUGCUCACCAAUCCUCCACAAUCUGCCCCCAGCCUACUCGCCCUUUAGACUUAUCUUGAUGCGCAUGCGCUCGACUCUUGACUAAUGUUUCUGGACGAAUAAAAGCAUAUAACCAAUUUGUAAUAAUUUUGUGGCGAAAUGGUCGGUAACACGGAUUUCGCUGGUGUAAAAAUGUCAUGUUAUGUGUUGGUGUUAGCUGAUUUUCUA
This is a messenger RNA of Populus trichocarpa (black cottonwood), 3216 nucleotides long. RefSeq names its product receptor protein kinase CLAVATA1. The coding region runs from base 136 to 3057 and encodes 973 amino acids. The record is from RefSeq and is a predicted model, not a curated record. Gene Ontology annotation, biological process: protein phosphorylation. Gene Ontology annotation, molecular function: protein binding; protein kinase activity; ATP binding. Lineage: Eukaryota; Viridiplantae; Streptophyta; Magnoliopsida; Malpighiales; Salicaceae. The transcript is spliced from 2 exons.